AAGUAAACACAAAAUUACCUCUUGUUUUAAACUGAAAUCAGGCUGAUACUGACUUGAAGCAGGCGUGGCAGCGGAGGAUGUAGUUUCGAGCCUGUUUGAUCACCAUCCCGUUCACAGAGAGAACAUGGAGCCCAAUCUGAAUCAGCACGUUCUGAGCAAGUCAAGAAAACAAUAGAAGGCUCGGGCGUAUUAGUGUCACGUGACUUUUGUUUAUGGUGGCGGAUGGAAGAUGGCGGCGCGCUGGAGCAGUGAGAAUGUGGUGGUGGAGUUUAGAGACGCACAGGCGACUGCCAUGUCUGUGGACUGUCUGGGGGAACACGCUGUGCUCUCAGGGCGUCGCUUCCUGUACAUGGUGAAUCUGGAGAGUCCUUCAGAAACCCAGAGGAAAAUCGGGCGUCAGAGCAAAUGGGACGUGGGGACUGUCCAGUGGAACCCGCACAAAUCAGAAGCUCAUAUCUUCGCUGCUUCGAGUAACCAACGCGUGGAUCUGUAUUCGUGGAGAGAUGGUUGUGGAGAGGUGCACACAUCUUUACAGGGACACACAAGAGUCAUCAGUGACUUGGACUGGUCCUGGUUUGAACCAGAGCUUUUGGUCACAAGUUCAGUCGACACUUUUAUCUACAUUUGGGACACAAGAGACACUCGGAAACCAACAGUCGCUUUGUCAGCAGUUGCCGGAGCCUCUCAGGUGAAGUGGAAUAGGAAGAAUCAGUAUUAUUUAGCCUCAAGUCACGAUGGAGAUGUUCGGAUCUGGGACAAACGGAAACCAAACACAGCCAUAGAGUAUGUCGCUGCUCAUUUGUCAAAGAUCCACGGCCUCGACUGGCAUCCCGACAAUGAGUUUAUCUUCGCCACAUCCAGCCAAGACAACUCAGUCAGGUUUUGGGAUUACAGACAACCAAGGAAGUACUUGAACAUUUUGUCGUGUCAGGUGCCAGUGUGGAAGGCCAGAUACACACCCUUCUCAAACGGGCUGGUGACAGUGAUGGUGCCGCAGCUGCGCAGGGAGAACAGCCUCCUCUUGUGGAGCACUUUGGAACUGAACAACCCGGUGCACGCAUUUGUGGGACAUGACGACGUGGUGCUGGAGUUUCAAUGGAGGCCACAGAAAGAAGGCUCUAAGGACUAUCAGUUGGUCACAUGGUCCAGAGAUCAGACUUUGAGGAUUUGGAGAGUUGACCCACAGCUUCAGAGGCUGUGUGUGAGCGAUGUGGACGACCUGAUGGAGGACCUGACUCUUGUUCCAGAGAAACCUUUGUCUCCAGAACCAGGAGCUCCUCACAGCUCAGUGCCCCUGUUGGAGAGCACACACGACCCGGACGACCGACUGCCCUCUGCCUCUAAACUGGACUCUGCUGCUGUGGGAGCAGGUCUGCCCCAAACUCUGCAACAGGAGUUCUCUUUGGUCAAUCUACAAAUCAGAAACGUCAAUGUCGAAAUGGACGCUGUGAAUUGCAGUUGUGUGGUCACGGCUCACUUUGGGACUCAUCAGGUUCAUCUGGUCGUGAAGUUUCCAGCUCAGUAUCCGAACAACGCUGCUCCCACUUUUCAGUUUGUCUCACCAACCAAUAUCCCCAACUCCAUGAAGAGCAAAAUAUACAAGACCCUCACAGACACGUCUCUACAGAAAGUGAAGAGGAACCAGAACUGUUUAGAGCCCUGUAUCAGACAGCUGGUCUCCUGCCUCGAGUCUGAUAUGGAGGACGGCACUCCGCCUUUCGUUCCUUCAGCUCUGCAGGUGUUUCCUCGAGUCACAAACACCUACGGCUCCUACCAGGACGCUAACAUCCCGUUCCCUCGUACCUCCGGCGCUCGUUUCUGUGGCACUGGGUGUUUGGUGUAUUUCACUCGGCCAAACACAAUGCACCGCUCUGUCCCGGCCACGGAGCCCACACCCAGGUCUCUGUCUGCACUGUCGGCCUACCACUCCAGUGUCCUGACCCCGAUGAAGAUGCGCUCAGAGUCUCAGAGGCUCUACAGCAGCAGCCCCACGCGCUCAGACAAAGAAACUGUCUCCAUCUCCUCCUUCUACUACAAAGAACGGAAGCUCCCUCUCUCUGCGUCGCGCCGCUGGUCUGUUCAAACCCUUCACGAUUGGCCGGUACCUGUCUGCUCCUCCACUAAAACUGUCUCUGAUCUUAACCGUCUACUAAAAGACAUCACGCCCACUACACUUAUGUGCUCUGAAUUUAAGAUAAAAUGUUUAAAUAGAACAGCGAGAUGUGACUUUGUAAAAACGCAUUCGUGAUCUGACCUUACAAACCAGGACAGAUAUUCAGAUUCAUAAAGUAGUUCAAUGUUUUUUAUGUUUAAUGCAGCUCUAUGCUCAAAUUCAGGAACAUGUGUCUACUUUUCCCCACCCACUCCUCCUAUUGGUCCUGUUCUGAAUGACUGACAGGUGCAUUUAACCAAUCACAGUGUAGGAAUUACACAUUUGAUUUUCAUUAUGUUUUUGGACACUCAAAAGUGAUAUAUAUUGUAGAUUAUAUUUACAAUAUAUAUUGUUAUAUUGUAUUUUAAUCAUGCCAUACACUGUAGUUAAGUUACUUUUCUAGCCACUGCUGCCCUGGGGUAGACUGAUGCAAAUGAGGCUGCCAAUCUGCGACUUUGGUUUAAAUAAAUAAUGGAAAAAAACUGAUAUCGGCCGUUUCCGUAACUUAAACUGCAAUGUUGGACUUUUGCACCACAUAUGGACUGAACCAGGACUGAAUUAAGACUGAACCAGGUCUAAACCAGGACUAAACUAGGACUGAGUGUUGGGACGGGUACAGAGGGGCGCCCACGUAGACUCUCAUGUGAUCAGGACUGAAUGAAAGCUCGGACCACCGUUGAUACUGAUCCUUAGCCCAGGCGUCCACGAUCCAUUGGCAGAUCGUGGCGUAAGUCGCUCGGCGCUGUCUCCCUGUCUUGGUGAAUGUGUGUUCACCUUCUCUCAUCCACUGCUCCCACGCAGCUCGCACUUUAACUUUAUAAUAGUCUUGAGUUUAAAGUGGGCGUUGUAAGUGUGUCUCUUGACAGGUGCAUUUUGAUAUUAAAAGGAAUCACAGUAUCUAUUACUCUCCAAUGCUCCUGACUACGGGAGCCGUAAUGCUGCAAGCUUUGUAGUUUACUAAAGUUGGACUAAGACACCCCAAUAAAUUCAUAUAUAAGGCGCUCUAGAUUAUAAGGCGCGCAGUCGUUUUUUCAUGAAAUUAAAGGCUUUUAAGUGUGCCCUAUAGUGCGGAAAAUACGGUAGAUAACUUACAUCCCAAAGGCAUAAUAAAGCUAUAAGAAUACAAGGAGAGUGUAAACAUACAUUUCAUUAUGAACAACUAAUCUGUUUGAUGCAAGAAUCUCCCGUCAGGACACUCAAAUCCUGGAACAAGGAGGCAGUUUUUGGGCUGUGUUCUAAACAGAGGCCUACUAAUUUCAAUAUAACCCAUAUAUUAGCAGAGAUCAUUACAGAAAUUGGCUCUAAAACAUUAAAUUUUAACUGACCAGAAAGCAACAAUCGAUCCAAUCCAAUCCACUUUAUUUAUAUAGCACAUUUUAUAAACAUGACAGUUUCCAAAGUGCUGCACAGACAAAUGAAUACAAUAUCAGACAGUAAAUCAUAAACAAAAACAAUAAAUAAAAAGUGUUAACAUGCAUAAAGCUAAAAAUGAUAAAACAAUUAAUAAAAUAAAAUAAAUAAAAGACACAGAGGACCAACAGCUCGAACCUCACGAAUAAUCUAGAACUAUCAGGACCAAUUCUGCGUCUUCUUAAUGAUCAAACUCCAUAGAAAUUCACUUGUCGCAAACCUAAUUCUUAUAGAUUAAUAGUACUUUUCAUUUGGGUCUAUACAUUAUUUCCUUUAUUCAGAUCAUAUAAAUGUAGCUGGAUACUAAACCACUCAAAUCUGUCACAUCAUAACCACUAACCGCCCUUUAACAGCCUCAGGUAAGUGUCUGCUCCGUCCGGGACCAUCUCUGGAAUUUAACUAACCUGCUAUUCAGAAAUAUAUAAUGCUUAUUUUGCAGCUAACUAACUGUUUGUUCACAGCGCGAGAGACAAAAUUGAAAUAUUACACAAAUUUAAAUAAAAAAUAAAUGUCAGAAUUCUUGGGAAAUGAAUUUGUUGACAACUGGUGCCAAAUUGUAAACACUAACUUUUUCGUUUCAUUAUAAAAGGACAAGAACUAUGCACAAAAAUCUAACAAAAACUAAACACAGACAUAAAUUAUGCCAACUUAUUUUAUUUUUUUUCAAACUUUUAAUGGCAAAAACACUUUAUAUAUUCCAAUAUAUACAGAAUAAAAUCACAAUAUUCUCACUUUUCCAUUUUUCAGGAUCAGAUCACAGUUUGGGAACACAAUUUUAGCAAAACAAAAAAACAAAAAUACUAUCGUGACUGCCAUUAGAUUUAGAAUAUAUGUUUAAAAAGUUGGGUUCUGUUCAGAGGGCACAUUGUAAACAACUCCAGGAGCUUUAACAUUUGAGAAAAGACUGAAAUAUGAACUAAUAAACCAUAACAUUUCUCAAUAAAAAGAAAAUUUUGUUCUUUGCAGAGCCUUUUUGAUUUGAUAAUUGCACUGACAUAAAUUGUGAUUUCGAUUUGAUAAUGAUUCAUUGUGAUUCCCUUUUAUUUAUUUAUUUCUUUCGUUAUCAAAUUGACAUAACGUUGUAAACAUAAAAUAACUUUACAUGAACUUUUAUCUCACAGGCUUUUAAUUUUCUGUCCAUUUAAACCACAUGUCCAGUUGCAUGCCAAAGUAUUUUAAACUAUUAUACUUUUUUUUUUAUGAUUUAAAUUCUGUGUCUCGCCCUGUGAAGUUUGACCUGUCAGUAAUUGUAUUGUUCGAACCACUUUUAAUCAGGUGGU
Boleophthalmus pectinirostris (great blue-spotted mudskipper) is the source of this 4842-nucleotide messenger RNA. It is a transcript of the gene wdr59, whose product is annotated as WD repeat domain 59. The record is from RefSeq and is a predicted model, not a curated record. Bases 230 to 2248 code for a protein of 672 amino acids. Gene Ontology annotation, molecular function: protein binding. The transcript has 20 exons. Lineage: Eukaryota; Metazoa; Chordata; Actinopteri; Gobiiformes; Gobiidae.